UUUUAUAUCUGACCAGCAAUCGCUGAUAGCUUCUUCCCUGAAAGACGGACAACUUUGGUUUUAUUUCUUGAAGUCAGUCCUGAAAUCGUGCGAACUAUUCUGUAGAGAACGGAUAAUAUUAAUUCGAAUUCUUCUUCGUAGACUCAGGCCUCAAAUUAUUUUCUCAAAUUAUUUUACUCUUAGAAUGGGAGACAGAUACCCUGGUGGUUAGAGCAUCUGCGGCGGCAGUUCCCGCGCAUUGGUCCAUCAGUGUCUCACACCUGCCGAGCGAGGCCCCAAAGGUUCAGCACUGGCUACGAAGGUUCAGGACCCUGGAGAGGAGGCGCUGGGACAGGGUGAGAAAAUGGCAGAACUAAGAGAGCAUACGCCCGCAAAAAGUGGCAAAGAGACAAAACAUUUGAGAGGCAGGUGGGAGGUCCAGCUUCACCCCUUCAUCUGUCCCUCAAGGGAGGACUAGGACCUGCUCUGAAAUGAUGAGCUCCUCUGACCUGCACAAAUCCAUUCGAGGAGCAGGUAGCCCUGGGACCCUAUAAACCUUCGCAAGAUGGUUGAUCUCAUGGAACAAGGAGCCCCCACUGGCAGUCAAGUGUGCUGGGCCCACCCGGGCAGUAUGGCCCGUGACCUAUUGAGGGUGGGUUGGCCGUAUCAACGAGCCUGUGUCUCGGGAAAAGUCCAUGCCAACUGAUCUGGGGAGCCAACUGCCAAAAUCCAAUGCGUGGUUGGCCAGUUGCGCCAUCUGCUACCAGGCUUGUUCCUCCAUGCUGACAUGCUGGUUCCCGUUCCCCACAGUUAAGUAAAGGACUCUCCAAGAACCUUUUGUUUUAAGAGUGCAGUUUGACAUUAAAGGGAAUAUGCAUCAUAUUUACCAGCAUGCCCUAUUGCAGUGUGAAUUUUAGAAUAUUUGUUUUAAUAUCUGUGUUUUGCAUGUACUUAUUGGUUAUUUUAUUACAUACUCAUGAAUAUAAAUGUGUUUUUAUAGAUAUUAUUUUCAAAACUAAUCCAACCAGUUUUAUCUAUGCAAUGUAUGUUCCAGUUUUGAUGAUUUAGUUAGUAUCAAUGAACAUUCUUCCCAACCUUGGCAGUCAUUGUGAUAUCCUUACUGGUUGCAUUCCAACAUAAAUAACACUUAAUCUUGCUAGCCAGUAGAAUGACUGUAGGCCUGAUUUGUUCUGUAAACCAAUAGUUUUUUUUUAUCAUUGUGUUUAGGCCCUCAACUUGUAUGACUUUAACAUGUAAGUCUAAUAAGACUGGUAUAAGGUUCCAGAAAGAACCUUCCAAAGACCAAAUAUUUAAGGUAUUAACCUUUAAAUGGCAUUCUAUUUUUAAAAUGCCAAUGAUAAAUUGGUAGUAGUAUAACCUAGCACACAGGGUUCUAGGUAGAACCAUACGCAUGGGGUCUUUGGAGAACCCAAUAUAAUGGUUUCUAGGUAGAACCUUCUGCAAAGAACCAAAACACAAUAAUGUUUCUGGUAUACAUGCUUAACAACUAUUAAAUAUCAAUUUUGGGCCUGUGUUGGUGAUUCCCAAACAAAGGCUUGAUAUGUUAAAAUCUAGAUAAGGUGGCUAAGUACAAAGUUAAUUCAAAUAAAAUGUAAUGGAAUUUGUGGGGUUAAAGUAUUUCAGCAGGCGAGUUAGGAUUCAGCAGCACUCAGGGAACUGGGCUGUUGAUGGUUUCCAUGAAAUUGCAGAUUUCUUUGAAAGGAUUUUCUUGGAAUUUAGUUUAAAGUGCCUGGUGAAAAUCGCACUAUUAAAAGUUAAUAUUGGUCCACUCACACUGAACUCAUAUUUAUGGCAAGCAUCCCUUUUGUUCUGUGCAGAAAAGCUGCUUUUUAACUAAGCAAUUUUUUUCUUUUUCUUUUUUGAAAACGAUUGUUAGUAAUUAAAGAUUAUAUUUUACUUUAAAAAAAUUAAACAUUGGCCAGUUUAACAUCUUUCUUCAUCACAUUGAACAUAUUUUGUGAUUGUUUUCAACUAUCCUUUUUAUGUGAUAUUCAAAUUAUUUUUUAAAGGUAGGUAUCAGAAAUCACUUUGGAACAUCUAGAACGUUUUCUGAGAAUUGCAUAGAUAGUUUUAUAGUUUGUGCCUACUUUAUAUCUUGCCCAAAUGUCCCAUACAGUGCAAUUUAAGGAAACCCUUAGUGACAUCUCUUCCACUCAAGCAAAAAAUAAAACACACACACAAAGGUUCUUAAUUGCAUACUCCUCAGGUGUCUUUCUCAAAACGUAUUUGAAGAGGGGGGGCCUCAGCGUUCCCAUCCAAUGUGUUUUGAGAGGCAGUCGAGAAGUAAGGAGAAUGGAAUUAUGAUCUCCACAUUCAACCGGGUAUUUCCACUGGCAUGGCAAGUAAACAAGUAAAUUCGAAGAUGAACGACCUCAGUGGAUGUGACCAUUGACGAGAGACUGUGAACUAUCUCCGAUUAUAUAAUUGAAAAAUAAGUCAAUCAUUUGGGUUGAGUUGACAUGGCACUCAAUGUAGGCUACAUACAGUACAUACACGGCCCCUCUCUUACACACAAGCUUCUGUCUCUUGCACAUACAUAUAAACAUGCACGCAAAGGCACAUAAACACAUCAAGAUGCACGCACAAACACAAAUUAUAGGCACGCGAACCUAUGAGUUGCAGCUUGUUCUGUUGGCGCUACCUUAAAAAUGUUUUCGCUUAAUACCACGUGAUCCGUUUCCUGGAAAGUUCUUGGAAAUCUGUCUUUUGUGUAGGCCCAUAGCUGUGUGUUUUUAAUAGGGAAACCGAAUGCCGCAGAAAUGACUGUCAUUGUGAUAUGUGUAACAAAAACAGAACAAGCGUAGUUGUGUGACUUUUUUUUUGUGUGUGUUCAUAUCUUGAAAUAGUCACCAAUGAGCUGUGGUCGUUGUUUGUUUUGUACUACCGGCUAGAGAAUAUUAUACCGGAGUUUGUUUACUCGUGUUUGUUUUUAAACUAAUGUUGCCAAAUUGUUAAAAUAUUAAUUGCCCAGACCGAAGAAAAAUAUGACAUGGAAAACUCCGGUGAUCUGUAUUUUUGUUUGUGUGUGGGCGAUAUGGUUAUAAGCUAUUGCCCUUCCCUGCAAGUGUAUUGCUGUUGUGCUUUGUUUCAACUGGCACGUUCGUUUUUUUUUGUCGGAGAAGUGCGCAUUUGAAUGUACAUCGGAUGAGCCGUUUGGUGCUGGAUACUCUUGCAAAUAGGCCGUCACUUUCAUUCAUAAAUUUCAAGGACGAGUGUAGACGAGACUGGUCUUGCGACCGUGGGUCCACUGCCUGUGUUUUGGGGAAUAUUGCUAGAUCUGACGGAUGUCUUUUGGUAAUUUUGGGUGCUUCCCCAAUGACCUGCCACUCAUCCGAAUCCACGGAGACCAUAGAAAAUGGAAGAAGAACGGAUACGGAGUCCGUAGUUGUAGAUUCCGAUGAGAAUCGAAUCGCGCGGGCCAUGAAAGACCUUAAAAAUACAGGCUGGUACUGGGGAAGCCUGACUGCCAACGAAGCCAAAGAGAUUCUCCAGGAUGCCUCUGAGGGCACUUUUCUGGUGCGAGACAGCUCCCAGAGGGACUACCUGUUCACCAUCUCCGCCAUGACCUCUGCCGGUCCCACCAACCUUCGCAUCGAGUACAAGGAGGGCAAGUUUAAACUGGACUCGGUGGUGCUGGUCAAGCCCAAGCUCAAGCAGUUUGACAGUGUAGUGCAUCUGGUGGAACACUACGUGCAGCUGUCCAGGACGACCAGUAAAGGAGCAUCGUCCUUAGGUGCCUCCCAGCCCCUGGGCCCACCCAAUGGGACUGUUCAGCUGCUCCUGACUAAGCCUGUGUACACUGCCGCUCCCUCUCUACAGCACUUGUGCAGGAUUUCUAUCAACAAAGCCACAAGGCAGGUGCAGGGUCUGCCGUUACCCAACAGGCUAAAGGACUACCUGGUGGACUACAGCUACAAUGUGUAGUAGGACUACAAAUCCCAGGUGUGGGAUGGGACAGGACGAGCUGAACUUGUCUCUGAGCGGAAUAGAGCACUGUUGUCCAAUCUGAAGAGACCCCUUUAGCCCCAAACCUUAGACACUGCUUGACUGGCCCUCCUAGAAUGACAAAUUGGGUUGAGCAAUAUGUCCUCAGGUAGGCUAUGAGGGAUCACUUCCAAACUACUUGCACCAUCCAGUUGUUUAAGAUUUAUAGUUUUUCAUCAAAUGGUGCCUACUACUUGUGGUGCCAACUUGCGAAGGGUUCCUUUCAGGCUGGGCAUAUCCGCUACAGAACCUGGUGUGAUGUCAUUUUCAUAAUCUCUGAAACAUGGAUGUGUUUUUUUUUAACCAUUGUGUUUUACCCUACCUGCAGAACCGUUCAAGUGAACAUGGUUUCAGACCCUUCUGAACGAGACCGGGGGGUGGCAGUUGGCACGCACCUUUAAAAAAAAAAAAGCAAUCUGGUUUCCAAGCUCUUUGUUGUUGCUUUACAGUCUCCGCCUCUCAUGUCUGAGACAUGAGCAUCUGACAAUGUCCACCUUUCUCCCUGAAGUAUUUUUGCGUUUGUUUAUAUUCUAUACUAUUUUAUUUUUUUGUAUUGUAAUCAUAGAAGGAACAAAGGCUUUUUUUCAUUUUUCAAAUACUUUUUCUUGUUUCAGAUUUUUUGGUGAUGAAAAAGCGCAGGCAAUAUUACCAUCUUCAAAUCUGGCGCUGGUUUCCCUCUGUCUCUCUCUGUCUCCUACUAAGGGAUGAAAAAAUCAUUGAUUUUCAGGAUGUAAUCAAUCCUGGAUGUUGCUCCCACAACACAUUAGUGUUCUGCGAAACAUCAAUACUUCAUCGCUGCAUUCGCCUUCAAUAGCAUACUCUUUUGAUCAAGUCCAUUCACAUUGCUCACACAGCAGAACUAGACCUUGGUAAGACAGACUGAUUAUAACAGCUGUAGUAGUAGGAUGUAACAUCCACCUUCUAUGGCUGUGAUAAAAGAAGGAAUUGCAUCUCUUAGCGCAUAUUCUAGGUUCACCCAGGGGUUUUCAUUGGAUCAGUGUGAAUAUUUUAUAUCAAUAUUUUUUUAAGUAUUUAUUGACUUUUGUGCUGCUGUGUUUCCUAGAAAAAUUCAGAAACGAAGUUACUAAAAGACACCCUGAAGGCACGUUUUAUUAUAAUGGUUAAAGGAUGUUGGUUGCCUCUAUUCUGCUGUUUGGGAGCUGGUAAUUAAUGUGGCGCAUGGAUGUCAUCAUGCUCUUAUGUGUUGUUUCAACUCAUUAUCAAUAUAAAGUACAUACUGUACAACCAAGGUUCACUGAACAGUGUCUCACAGAAUAUUCCUGAAUUUGUUCAUAAUACUUGAUUAUGAAAAUGUCAUGAUGGUGCUUAAAAACAAUUGUCAACAGUACGUCUACUCUGUGAUGUAACCAGAGAAUAAAAAUACAAAAGAAUGAAAUUAAAAAU
Esox lucius (northern pike) is the source of this 5388-nucleotide messenger RNA. It is a transcript of the gene socs2, whose product is annotated as suppressor of cytokine signaling 2. Gene Ontology annotation, biological process: phosphatidylinositol phosphate biosynthetic process; intracellular signal transduction. The transcript is spliced from 4 exons. Gene Ontology annotation, molecular function: 1-phosphatidylinositol-3-kinase regulator activity. Gene Ontology annotation, cellular component: phosphatidylinositol 3-kinase complex. Lineage: Eukaryota; Metazoa; Chordata; Actinopteri; Esociformes; Esocidae. The coding region runs from base 3145 to 3924 and encodes 259 amino acids. The record is from RefSeq and is a predicted model, not a curated record.